UCGUCUUCUUCUUCUUCUUCUUCUUCUUCUUCCUAACCGAGAGAGAGAGAGAGAGCAAAUACUCUUCUUUUACUCGUCGUCUUCUUCUUCUUCCUAACCGAACCGAACCGAGAGAGAGAGAGAGAGAGAGCGAGAGCAAUGGUGACUUUCGAUCUCAAUCUCAUACCAGAAGAUGAAGAAGAGAUGGAUCCAAUCAAAUGCUUACCUUUCUGCAAAGCUGUUGGUUUCAGAUUCCAACCUACAGAUCAAGAGCUAAUUCUUGGCUAUCUCCAACCCUAUUCAGAAGGAAAAGCUUUACCAAAGAACAAGAUUCAUCACCAGAACAUCUAUGGCUUCCACCCAGUUCAAUUAUAUUAUCAGUGAACUUCGAGAGACCUUUUAUUCUUCUCAAGUCGUAAUACUUCUGAAAGGGUUUCAAGAACAGCCCAAGGUGGUUUCUGGCAUUCCAGUACAGGACGGAAAGAUGUGUUUCUCGGCAAAGGCUGUGAUAGGGAAAAAGCAACAUUUCACUUUUUUCAACGGGAAACUCCUCAACGGCAAGCCACACACCCAAAGACGGCAAAACAACGUGGCUUAUGGGGAUGCCAAAAAGUCAACUACCACGCCGCUGAUGGAAGUUGAUUCAAGCAUAGACAUUGUUAACUCAAGCAGCAAUACUAAGGAGGAGCAAAAGAGGCAUUGUGUAUUGUCAAGGAUUUAUAAGUCUGACCCUGUCGAAAACCAAACUGAGGAUUAUGCGUUACUCAUAAAGCAACAACAAGAGAUGGCCAUCAAAGAUGAGGAGUUUUGGCAAGAGAUGCGCAAUGAGAAAGAACAGUGAAACCCUUACUUGUAAGUAUGAGACUUGUAGAGUCAAAGACCAGAAGACUAGAAAUAGCGGUGUGGAAAGCAUACGGGGGGGGGACUCUUGAGCUAUCUGCAGUUACUUGUUUUGUCUCUUUAAUGCAAAAAAAAAAAGUUGAAUUUGUUACAUGUAGAUAAUGAUAAUGAUGUGAGAUCAGAAUUAAUAAAAAAAAAAAUACUAUCAAGUGAGUGAUGCAUUUCGGCAGAGUCUAGUACAAAUCAUGUUUGAUGGGAAUCUAAAAAAAGUGUAAAUAAUUUUAACUAAACAACCCUAG
This is a messenger RNA of Raphanus sativus (radish), 1118 nucleotides long. RefSeq lists its product as uncharacterized. The coding region runs from base 329 to 820 and encodes 163 amino acids. The record is from RefSeq and is a predicted model, not a curated record. Gene Ontology annotation, molecular function: DNA binding. Lineage: Eukaryota; Viridiplantae; Streptophyta; Magnoliopsida; Brassicales; Brassicaceae. Gene Ontology annotation, biological process: regulation of DNA-templated transcription. The transcript has 5 exons.